AAGUUUUUUUAUUUAGUUUGUAAAAAUAAUGUUUGUAGAAGUUGCUGGUGGGGAUCGAGUUUGUUUACGUGAGCCUUCUUACUCGAAAAACGUCAUGUCUUCUAUGGCUCAAUUUCGUAAAGACGGCACCUUGUGUGAUGUAACAUUAAAUGUGGACGGAAAGAAAUUUUUUGUUCAUAAAAACGUUCUUGCGUCAUGUUCCGAGUACUUUAAGGUGAUGUUUGCAAGCUCGUUGAUUGAAGGAACUAAAAGUGAAAUAUGCAUAAAUACUGUAACAAGUGAGGUGUUUGAAGAACUGCUUGAUUAUUUUUAUGAGGGAACUUUAAAAAUGGAUAUGCAUUCGAUAGUUGAUUUACUUCAUGCGGCCAGUUUAUUUUUACUAAAUGACGUUAUAUCAGAAUGUUUUCGUCAUUUAAAUAGACAAAUGAAUGCAACUAAUUGUCUUCGCAUAAAAGGUAUUGCAGAGGCGUAUUCAAACAAGCAGCUUAUUUCAAAGUGUAAAGAAUUCACAAAAAAAAAUUUUGAACUUAUAAUUAAAGAAAGAGAAAUAUUAAAAACCAGUCUCCAAGAAUUAAAGUCUCUACUCCUUUCUGACGAUAUUGUGUGUCAAUCAGAAGAUAGCGUUGCCCUUAUUGUUGAAAAAUGGCUGAGAGAGCGAAUUCACGAACUUGAGGAGUCCCAAAUACGGAUAUUGUUCAAAACGAUUCGAUUUCCUUUUUUAUCAGAAAAUGGUCGAAUUAAGCUAAUGAAGUUUAUGGAAGAAUUAGACGUGAUGUAUCCAGACGCCGGCUACGCUUCAAUAUUGUCUUUCGAACAACGACAUCAAGCUCGACACUUUCGUCGUUGUUCGUUAACUUGUCGAGCUUCGCAGAGAGUAGAAACCGUCAUAUUUUGUGUCAAUAAAAGAGGAGAAACGUUCUGUUAUAAUAUUCUUAAUCAUAAAUUUUGUAGGCUUGAGCGUUUUCCAGAAUACCGCUUGCCAGGCUAUUUAAAUGUUAACAACAAUGUUCUUUACGUGACAGGUGGUUCUAAUGGCUUAACAACUGUUUUUUCCCGCGAUGUUUACUCUUAUGAUGUUACAGAAAUAAAAUGGAAUAAACUUAUGCCAAUGGUAAAUGCUCGUGACCAACACUGCGCAACAUUUUUCCAAGAUAAUCUUUAUGUUAUAGGUGGUAGGAACCUUCAAAAUUUUGUCGAAAAUCUUUCAAAAAAAGUCGAAUGCUACGACGUGGCUAAGAAUGUUUGGUCUACUGUCGCUGACACUCUACACGGUCGAGUUAAUUCGUGCGCAACCUCUUCUCAUAAAUAUAUGUACGUAAUAGGAGGGAAUCAAAAUGUUGACGGUAUAGACGCUUCGGAAACUGUUGAGAAAUACUGUAUACGUAAGCACUCUUGGGAGCUACUUCCUAACAUGUGCCAAAAAAGAAUAUCAUGCUCGUCUGUGUUUUACAACGAUAAACUAUAUGUAUUUGGAGGUAGUAACGGAUUUUUUGACUUGCCAAAUUUUGAGUUUUAUGAGGAAAAAAGUAAUAAAUGGACAUUAGUAAGUGUAGGUGUACCUGGUCCAAUUAAUGUGGCCUUAGCAAUGGACAACGAAAUUUUAACUAUGGGUGUUUCCGCGUGGAACGACGAUAGUGUUUAUAGAUAUUCGGCUGUAGCUAAACGAAAUUGUGAUGUUUGGACAGAAAUUAAAGAGUUCAUUCACCCAUCACAUCGAGUGAAACAUUUCAAGUACGCUGUAUUGCGCAUUUCAAAUUAUUAUUUUAAUAAAAAGUUAGAUGGGCUUUGCGAUUGUUGCGCGUACGAUCCAGAAAGCAGUUUUGAUGAAGAUGAACUGCUAACGUCAUCGAAUGAGGACUCUGAUGGUGAUGAAUGGGCAUUGCAUUGGGGUCUGUGGAUCUAAGAUAUUCUUUUUAAACUUCUUAACUUAGAUUAUUUAUAGAAAUCCUUCGAA
This is a messenger RNA of Hydra vulgaris (swiftwater hydra), 1954 nucleotides long. RefSeq names its product kelch-like protein diablo. Gene Ontology annotation, molecular function: protein binding. NCBI's taxonomy places the organism in Eukaryota, Metazoa, Cnidaria, Hydrozoa, Anthoathecata, Hydridae. The record is from RefSeq and is a predicted model, not a curated record.